AUGGUUUACGUCCAUGGAGGCUCCUUUGUGGAGGGAACAGGGAACAUGAUCGAUGGCAGCAUCCUGGCCAGCUACGGGAACGUCAUAGUCAUCACCAUCAACUACCGCCUUGGAGUCCUGGGUUUUCUAAGUACAGGAGACCAGGCGGCCAAGGGGAACUAUGGUCUCCUGGAUCAGAUCCAGGCUCUCAGGUGGAUCAAAGAGAACAUCCAGGCCUUUAAAGGUGAUCCCAAGAGAGUGACCAUAUUUGGUUCUGGUGCUGGAGCGUCAUGUGUCAGCCUGCUCACUCUUUCACAUUACUCAGAAGAUUUGUUUCAGAAAGCCAUCAUUCAGAGUGGCACAGCCCUUUCCAGCUGGGCGGUCAAUUACCAGCCUGCGAAGUACACCCGAUCUCUGGCUGAGAAGGUGGGCUGCAACAUGCUGGACACCAUGGACCUUGUGGAGUGUCUCCAGAAGAAGAACUACAAGGAGCUGAUUGAGCAGUAUGUCACACCUGCAAAAUAUCACAUUGCCUUCGGGCCAGUGAUCGAUGGAGAUGUUAUCCCUGAUGACCCUCAGAUUCUCAUGGAGCAAGGAGAGUUCCUCAACUAUGACAUUAUGCUGGGGGUUAAUCAGGGUGAGGGCUUUAAGUUUGUGGAUGGAAUUGUGGACAGUGAGGAUGGAGUGUCUGCUAAUGAUUUUGAUUUUGCUGUGUCUGACUUUGUGGACCACCUGUACGGAUACCCAGAGGGUAAGGACACCCUGCGGGAGACCAUCAAAUUCAUGUACACUGACUGGGCAGACAAGGAUAACCCAGAGACCCGCAGAAAGACCCUGGUGGCUCUCUUCACCGACCACCAGUGGGUGGCACCUGCUGUGGCCACAGCAGACCUCCACGCCCAGUAUGGCUCUCCCACCUACUUCUACGCCUUCUACCACCACUGUCAGAGUGACAUGAAGCCUAGCUGGGCUGAUUCUUCCCAUGGUGAUGAGAUACCCUACGUAUUUGGGAUCCCUAUGAUCGGCCCAACAGAUCUUUUCAACUGCAACUUCUCCAAGAACGAUGUGAUGCUGAGUGCUGUCGUAAUGACCUACUGGACAAAUUUUGCCAAAACAGGGGACCCGAAUCAGCCAGUUCCACAGGAUACAAAAUUCAUUCAUACAAAGCCCAACCGAUUUGAGGAGGUAGCCUGGAUGAAGUACAACCCCAAAGACCAGCUGUACCUUCACAUAGGUCUCAAACCUCGAGUCCGAGACCACUACCGAGCUACAAAGGUAGCUUUUUGGCUCGAACUGGUUCCACAUAUCCAUGAUAUAAAUGGAUUCUUUCAGUAUGUAUCUACUACCACCAAGAUCCCACCCCAGGACACCACCCCCUACCCUUACACCAAGCGCUUUCCUGGUAAAAACAACUGGCCGUCAACCACACGCCACCCAGGCAUUCCGUCAGUUAACGUCAAACAUACCACAGACCAGCGUAAGAGUGGUGACCUGACCAAUGAGUCCACUGUGAUCAUUGAAACCAGGAGAGACUAUUCCACCGAGCUAAGUGUCACCAUUGCUGUCGGAGCCUCACUGCUCUUUCUCAACAUCCUUGCAUUUGCAGCACUAUACUACAAAAAGGAUAAACGGCGCCAUGAAUCCAACAGGCAUGUUCCUAGUACCCCACAGCGCAGCUCCGCUCCUGCCAGCACUCCAUCUGUGGCUAACGAUGUAGCCCACCUCCAGAAUGAAGAACUGUUGACCUUACAGAUGAAGCAGAAGAAAUUGGAACACGAGCAGCCACAUGAGUGCGAGUCCUUACAGAGUCAUGAUGCAUUGCGACUUGCUUGUCCUCCCGACUACACCCUGACCCUGCGCCGGUCACCUGAUGACAUCUCACUGAUGACACCCAGCACCAUCACCAUAAUCCCCAACUCGCUGACUGGUAUGCAGCCACUGCACAACUUCAACCCUUUUGGUGGCGCCCAGAACAGUACCAACCUGCCCCAUGGUCACUCCACUACACGGGUAUAGUUGAGCUGGGUCAGGACAGUGCCAGAUUCUUUCUGGUUUGACCCGCACAAGGCUAAUACCUGUCACUGACUGGGAAAAGCACAGACUCCAAAGUCUAAGCAGAUGUUAUUUUAUUACCACACCUUCUUGACGAGUAUAAAUAACUUUUUCAACAAAUUCUGAUUGAAUGUUACUUUAUGGAGAUUUUGUGGAGCAGAGCUUCACUGAGAAGAUUUUCCUUAAAGAC
Molecule: messenger RNA, 2221 nt
Organism: Nematolebias whitei (Rio pearlfish)
Lineage: Eukaryota; Metazoa; Chordata; Actinopteri; Cyprinodontiformes; Rivulidae
Gene: nlgn4xa
Product: neuroligin 4 X-linked a
Exons: 4
Coding region: 1-1995 (664 amino acids)
Biological process (GO): presynaptic membrane assembly; modulation of chemical synaptic transmission; synaptic vesicle endocytosis
Cellular component (GO): synapse; cell surface; postsynaptic specialization membrane
Molecular function (GO): signaling receptor activity; neurexin family protein binding
Source: RefSeq, a predicted model, not a curated record